Messenger RNA from Glycine soja, 939 nucleotides. Its product is annotated as F-box/FBD/LRR-repeat protein At1g13570-like. The transcript has a single exon. The coding region runs from base 1 to 939 and encodes 312 amino acids. The record is from RefSeq and is a predicted model, not a curated record. Gene Ontology annotation, molecular function: protein binding. NCBI's taxonomy places the organism in Eukaryota, Viridiplantae, Streptophyta, Magnoliopsida, Fabales, Fabaceae.
AUGACGCAGGGGAUGAUAAUCGCAGUACAAGGAUCAAGAAACAUGAAUGCAAGAAACAGAUUUGAGAACAGGGACAUCAUAAGCACUAUGCCAGAUGAUAUCUUAGGGAACAUUCUUUCUCGGUUGACAAUGAAAGAAGCUGUUAGGUCUAGCGUGCUUGGAACUAAAUGGAGACAUAACUGGACCUUUUUCUCUGGGGUCUUGGAAUUUGAGCAGUCACGUAGGAAUUUUCACUUGCGCCGAGAACAUGUUGGAAUCUUGACUAAAUGCAAUGUUUUUGUAAUUGAGUGGGAAAGGUUCAUGACCCAUAUGUCAAAAGUGAUGAAAUCACUGAAAAGCUCAUCCAUGCAAGGACUGAGAAUCUGCAUGGAUUUGGGUGACCCUUGGAGGGCAGCUGAAUGGGUUAAGUAUGCUGCUGAGAAGGAUGUUCAAACGUUGGACUUGGAUUUCUCAUAUCACUUCUCAGUACCAAUCUAUAAAAUGAGUGAGCUCACUAUUCACAAUGUUUUUCCAUCCAGGGGUUAUGAAAUGAAGUCACUAUGUAACCUGCGUUUGUCUUCUGUGGACGUGAGUGGUGAAGUCAUUGAGGGUUUUCUAGCAUCUUGUCCAUUGCUUGAAACAAUACGUGUGAUAAAAUCAAAACACCUCGUGCGCUUGAAAGUUCAGGGUGAGGCACUGAGACUGAAGCAUUUGGAGUUGGUUGAUUGCCACAUUAUGGAUCUUUACAUCUCUGCUCAAAAUCUCCAAACAUUAAGGUACCUAGGAGAAUUCGGAAAGUUCAAGUUUCAAAACAUUCCAAGCCUCGUGGAAGCUUCCUUUGGAGGAAUCUUUUGUAGUUUCCUGCAAUCUGACAUUGGCCGUGUUGAUUUUUAUGAAGUAUUAAUUGGUGCAGAUCAAUGUUCUGAAAUUGGAAUUGUCCAUGCCGUAUCCGGUCAGUGA